AUGAGCAAGUCGGCCUCGAGCAGCGCUGGCUCACCACCCCCACUCAGAUCGAGACACUCAACCAGGCCAGAGGAUAUCGAUCUCCUGUCGAUCGACGAUCCAGAUGACCUCUUCCCCAACUUCACCAUCCGCGAGAUCCGCGCGAUCGAGCAACGCGCACGGGCUGAUGCCGACCAGAAACGGGAAGACCUCAGGCAGAUGGUCGGCGAACGAUACAGGGACCUGCUAAGUGCCGCCGAUUCGAUCGUCAGGAUGAAGAUCAGCUCAGAGAAUCUGCUUGGGAGCUUGGACCACGCUCGACUGCAGUCCGACAGAAACCGCCUGAAAUCCAAAGCACAACUCGCAGCUAACUCGCAUACUAGCUCAAUCACUGGAUCAUCCAAACUCUCCUACAUCCUGGCCACCCUGCUCAGGCUGCUGUUAGAUCUCUCAGAGCACAUUUGGAGAUCAUUGGAGCAGGAAGACUUCUUGACAGCCUCUAGGUAUGAAUCACUAGGUCGGAUCAUCUCGAACGAGCUGACGAGCGGAAAUUGGGAUCCAAGCGGGGAGACUGAACCAAAGGAGGUCAUCGAGAUGUUCCCGAUCGUCGAGAGGCAGAGCGAGACCUUGGCACAACUCGGUCCUCAAAUCUCGGCUCGAGCAAAAGGCUUCCUGAGGAAAUGGGAAGCCAACAGUCAAGCCACGAUGGAAGCCCUGGCCGCUGUGGUCCUGAUGGAUACCACCAGUCUAUCGGACAGUCUCCAACUUCUCUUGCUCGUUCGCAAGACCGCCUUCAACUCGUUGAUCGCUCGUCUGAAUGGAUCCUGGACAGAACUCAUCAAGAAUGCAGUCAAACUCUUACUCGCUACCCUAGACAAUGUCGAGCAGAUCUUUCUCAAGGAUGACCUGACUGACUUGUUGAAGAGUGUCCAAGAAGGCUCGUCUGAAGAGAAACACCUCAAACCCCUCCUCUCCUUACUCCCCAAUGCUCACCAAUUGAUCCACCACAUCCCUCAAUCGAUCAUCAACUUUUGUCCGUUUGUGGCUGCGCUAGCUGGCUCAGAAGAUCUCCGACCUCAUUCAAUCACCGAAUCUUGGUUCCAAGCUUGCCAGCUAGAGCUCAUCUCAUACAUUGACAAGAAACUCGAUCAGGUUCAAUCCACUCAGACCCUAGUUGAAUUCAGAUCAAGUCUUCGUGAGAUGAUCGGUGAACCGAACGGUCAAUUCCAAUCAACAAUCGAACGAUUCGGAAAAGCCGUGCUAGCUAGCCUUAAUAAAAGGUUUUACGAACUAUACCAACAUAGGCUAGACCAACUCAAGAUCGAAAUCAUCCAAAGUCUCAAGCAAACCGAUCGAGGAAGGACCUCGAAGGAGAGCAAACGAGAGAAUUGGAUCUUCGAUAAGAAACUACCGGCCCUAGAACCAAACGAUCCGACGAAAUUCCCGAAAUAUCUAAGAUCGAUCCAAAGUCGAAUCGAAGGAAAAAUGAUCGAACAAGAGGAAGAUCAUGAUGAGCAAAAUAAGACAGGGUCUUCUUCAAGUGGUGGGAUCGUCAAAAAAAUGGAGAAGGUUGCAAGGUUGCUGCAAGACGAUUUCAGGAGUUGGGAAGAGGAACGCGACAAAUCAAGGAGCAGGUAUCUCGAUCUGGGAGCUCAAUUUACCACGAGUUGUUUACAAGAAAUCAACGCGAUUUUGGACGAACACAUUGAGAAAUCAGAUGUUGAGAGAGAAUUGAGUGUAGGAGAUCUAGCGCUUCAAAUACUAUCGACUCGAAACAGUUUUAUGGUCGACCUAUCAUUACAAGAUCGGGAUGAUUUACAGCAAAGUCUGACCCAGCAGAGCUCGUUCAUCGAAAGUUUCCAAUCGGGCCUGAACCAGAUCCUUUCUCGCUCUUCACGACAUUGGGCUCAAUCGAUUGUCGAUCAGGCCGUGCUCAUCUUUCAGUCCUCGCACCGGAAACUCGCCCAAAACUCUCACUACUUCCUCUUGGAGGCGACGACGACAGACGAGUCAAGGAUGGUGACCCGGCCAAGCGAAGCGCUGUUCAUCUCACUCUCAUUCAUCUCGAACUCGACGACCCGAAGCUUAGGCGUCCAUCGCCUCAAAGCCCAGCAAGCUGGUCUAUUAGACACCCUGAUCGAGGGCUUCGUUCGCGGGAUCCUCGACGACCGGUUUCGGAAGCUUGUUGCCGAGGCUAAGCUUCAUGGCCCACAAAACCAGUAUCUGUUGGACUCGAUCUUCUUCGAUCUUGCCUUCUUGGUCCACUUGUUUUUCUCCUCCCCCGGCCGGUCUAUUCCCCACGCCCGUCAGGGACUCGAAGUGAUCAACGAAACAAUCGACUUGGUCCUCGGAAUCGAAGGAGGAGAGGGAAGAAGGACGAAGAUGGAGGAGAUCGAAGGCCAAGUGAGCCGGUUCAAAUUGACGAUCGUCAGACUAUGGUGGCCCUUGAUCCCCCUGCACGGUCUCGCCGAAGAUCGAGAGCGGAGCAGGGAAGAUGACGGUGAGGGGGACGAUAUCGAUGGACGAGCGCCGCCGCAGAAACCUUCCGGCCUCAUCCGCCCGGAUCAAUCCAAGUCGUCCCUCGUCGACUUCAGGAAAUUACCCAAGUUCGCCGGGAUCCGCUGUGUGAAACCCGGCAAUCGGUUCACCCUGAUGUCUGCCCAAUGA
Molecule: messenger RNA, 2646 nt
Organism: Puccinia triticina
Lineage: Eukaryota; Fungi; Basidiomycota; Pucciniomycetes; Pucciniales; Pucciniaceae
Exons: 6
Coding region: 1-2646 (881 amino acids)
Biological process (GO): intra-Golgi vesicle-mediated transport
Cellular component (GO): COG complex; Golgi apparatus
Source: RefSeq, a predicted model, not a curated record